Owenia fusiformis is the source of this 1052-nucleotide messenger RNA. NCBI's taxonomy places the organism in Eukaryota, Metazoa, Annelida, Polychaeta, Sabellida, Oweniidae. The record is from the annotation of a GenBank genome assembly.
GCCAUUUUCUAAACAAUAGGACGGCUCUUUACAGAGCGACAGUCAUAUGUGAUAUCGGAAAGAUCACAUACUCAAUCAAAAGAUGUACACCAUCUUGCUUGGGCUAACGGGAGUCCUUUCAGUUGCCUCUGGAGCAGAUUUUACUAUCACUGAAGAAUGUGAGGAUCGCAGUAGUGAAAUAAGGCAAAGCUUCCACAUUGAUACGGAGAAGAUACUCAAUAGGUGUUAUAAGCUUCUCUUGACUCACUCCUAUGAAUAUGGAAGUAUACAAAACUUUUUCGACCAAGCCGACGUUGCACUACCCGGCCUCGAAUUUGAAUUUAGCCACGCAUCAAGCACAGAGUCCAAAGAUGCGGCGACGUUGCAAGCCUAUAUUACUCAGCGUGGUGGCUGUGUGAGCUAUCCUGCGAUACAGGGACCUUCGACAACCAAUUGGCAAGACCCUCUUUUUGCACUUGAAAGAGCUCUUUCAAAUGCCAAAGAAGUACUACAGUGUUACAAUGAUGUCUACACCAAAGCGAAAGAAACAAAUGAUGGAGGGACUACUGGUUACAUUGAACGAUUGUUGAACGACAGGAUCGAAAUAGUCAAGAAGAUGGGAGGUCACGUGACAAAUGCCAAACGAAAUGGUCCUGACGGAAUUGGAGUCUUCUUAUUAGACAAAUUUGAAAAAUGGAACUUUGGUCCAGCCCCUCACGGAUAAGAAUAUCAAAGUGUCCGUAACACUUUUAAUGUUUUGAAAUAAACAGUAACAAAUAUAUUGAAGAUAGAAACUAAAGAAAAUAUUCGAUCUGUUGCCUUGAUAACUGGCUUUUGCCCUUUUCCAGAUAACGUCACUAAAAGCUGCGAGGACACAUCUCAACUUUGAUGAUCACAAUUAUAAGCAUAUAAAUUUAAUUACAUGAAAUUAUAUAAAAUUGUCACAUUAUGUUUGUUCCGUAUUACUUUACAUUCCGUGUCAAAAAGUAGGAUAAACUAAUUUGUCAACGCUAUAUACCAUAUUAUAUAGUUGAACAAACUAGGGUGUUAUUAAUGACCACCACUGCACUAAG